Molecule: messenger RNA, 3685 nt
Organism: Camarhynchus parvulus
Lineage: Eukaryota; Metazoa; Chordata; Aves; Passeriformes; Thraupidae
Gene: OGDH
Product: oxoglutarate dehydrogenase
Exons: 24
Coding region: 475-3567 (1030 amino acids)
Biological process (GO): tricarboxylic acid cycle
Cellular component (GO): oxoglutarate dehydrogenase complex; mitochondrion
Molecular function (GO): thiamine pyrophosphate binding; oxoglutarate dehydrogenase (succinyl-transferring) activity
Source: RefSeq, a predicted model, not a curated record
CCCUUCCCGCGCACCUCACGGCGCCUCACGGCGCCCGGGCUCUCCGCGAGGCCGCUCCGGUCCGUCCGCCCGCUCCGGGAAUGCCGCCCGAGCCCGCGGCGCCUCCCGACAUCUCUGGAGGGCUCUGCUGGGCCGGGGUCGGCCUUGCAGCGGACACGGAGGGUCUGCCCCGGCCCCCGCCCGCUCUGAGGCCCUCGCCUGCCGCGGGCCCGAAGGUACCCGGUGCUGGAUCAGCUGUGUCUGCAGCCGGUGGCGCUGGCCCCGCUGCUUCCUGGAAGGUGGAAUUUGUGCCCUUUUUAACCUAGAAAGUAUUCCUAAGUCGCAGUCCUUACCAAGCACCUGCCAUCUGGGCUGCCGUCCCCAUCCCGGCUGCGGGUGGGUCACAUUUAGCACUUUAAUCUGCUUAUUGGCGCGCUCCAACCGUCAUCUGUUGUGGGCAUUCCUGAGGAGCUUGUGUAAGGCAACAGGACAAAAAUGCUUAACUUAAGGACUUGUGCAGCAAAACUGAGGCCGUUGACGGCCUCACAGACUGUAAAGACAAUUUCCCAACACAGACCGGCAGCACCCAGGACGUUCCAACAGCUCAGGUGCUACAGUGCACCCGUGGCUGCCGAGCCAUUUCUGAGUGGGACUAGUUCAAACUAUGUGGAGGAAAUGUAUUAUGCUUGGCUGGAAAAUCCCAAAAGUGUACAUAAGUCAUGGGACAUCUUUUUUCGCAACGCCAAUGCUGGAGCUGCUCCAGGCACUGCUUACCAAAGCCCCCCUCCGCUGACCAGCCUCUCCACCCUGUCCCAAGCCCAGUCCCUGGUUCAGGCACAGCCUAACGUGGAUAAACUGGUGGAGGACCAUCUUGCAGUGCAAUCUCUCAUCAGGGCAUAUCAGGUCAGGGGUCACCACAUUGCAAAGCUUGAUCCUCUCGGCAUUAGUUGUGUAAAUUUUGAUGAUGCGCCAGUAACUGUUUCUCCAAACGUCGACCUCGCAGUGUUCAAGGAGCGGCUGAGAGUGUUAACAGUAGGAGGCUUUUAUGGUCUGGAUGAAUCUGACCUCGACAAAGUUUUCCACUUGCCCACAACCACUUUCAUCGGUGGAAAGGAAUCGGCUCUUCCACUCCGGGAAAUCAUCCGUCGGCUGGAGAUGGCAUACUGCCAGCACAUUGGCGUGGAGUUCAUGUUCAUCAAUGACCUGGAGCAGUGCCAGUGGAUCCGGCAGAAGUUUGAGACCCCAGGCAUCAUGCAGUUCACCAGUGAAGAGAAGCGCACGCUGCUGGCCAGGCUGGUCCGCUCCACCAGGUUUGAGGAGUUCCUCCAUCGGAAAUGGUCUUCAGAGAAGCGUUUUGGUCUGGAGGGAUGCGAAGUGCUGAUCCCAGCCUUAAAGACCAUUAUUGAUAAGUCAAGUGAGAAGGGAGUGGAUUAUGUGAUCAUGGGAAUGCCCCACAGGGGACGCCUGAAUGUUCUUGCCAAUGUGAUCAGAAAAGAGCUGGAGCAGAUCUUCUGCCAGUUUGACUCCAAGCUGGAGGCUGCUGAUGAGGGCUCUGGUGACGUGAAGUACCACCUGGGAAUGUACCACCGGCGGAUUAACCGUGUCACUGACAGGAACAUCACCCUUUCCUUGGUGGCAAAUCCUUCUCAUUUGGAAGCAGCUGAUCCUGUUGUUCAAGGCAAGACUAAGGCAGAGCAGUUUUACUGUGGGGACACGGAGGGGAAGAAGGUGAUGUCCAUCCUCCUGCAUGGAGAUGCUGCAUUUGCAGGGCAGGGCAUUGUGUACGAGACAUUUCACCUGAGUGACCUUCCCUCCUACACCACCCAUGGCACUGUCCAUGUUGUGGUCAACAACCAGAUUGGCUUCACGACAGACCCGCGGAUGGCACGCUCCUCGCCGUACCCCACGGACGUGGCGCGCGUGGUCAACGCACCCAUCUUCCACGUCAACGCUGAUGACCCCGAGGCCGUGGUCUACGUCUGCAAUGUGGCAGCAGAAUGGCGAAGCACCUUCCACAAGGACGUGGUGGUGGAUUUGGUUUGUUACAGGCGCAACGGGCACAAUGAGAUGGAUGAACCUAUGUUCACGCAGCCCCUGAUGUACAAACAGAUCCGGAAACAGAAGCCAGUGUUGCAGAAAUAUGCAGAGCUGCUGAUUUCCCAGGGGGUGGUAAAUCAGCCGGAGUAUGAGGAGGAAAUUGCCAAGUACGAUAAGAUAUGUGAGGAGGCCCAUGCCAGAUCCAAGGAUGAGAAGAUCUUGCACAUCAAGCACUGGCUGGACUCACCUUGGCCAGGUUUCUUCACUUUGGAUGGGCAGCCCCGGAGCAUGACCUGCCCUUCCACUGGCCUCAAUGAAGAGGACCUGACACACAUUGGCCAAGUGGCCAGCUCUGUGCCAGUGGAGGAUUUCACUAUCCAUGGAGGUCUGAGCCGUAUUCUGAAAACCCGUGGGGAGAUGGUGAAGAACCGGACUGUGGACUGGGCCCUGGCAGAGUACAUGGCAUUUGGCUCCCUGCUCAAAGAGGGCAUCCACAUCCGCCUGAGUGGCCAGGACGUUGAGAGGGGGACAUUUAGCCAUCGCCACCAUGUCCUGCACGAUCAGAAUGUGGACAAGAGGACGUGUAUCCCCAUGAACCACCUCUGGCCCAACCAGGCUCCCUACACUGUCUGCAACAGCUCCCUGUCAGAGUACGGUGUCUUGGGAUUUGAGCUGGGCUUUGCCAUGGCCAGUCCCAAUGCCCUGGUGCUUUGGGAAGCCCAGUUUGGGGAUUUCCACAACACUGCUCAAUGCAUCAUCGACCAGUUCAUCUGUCCCGGGCAGGCCAAGUGGGUCAGGCAGAAUGGCAUUGUCCUGCUGCUCCCCCACGGCAUGGAGGGCAUGGGUCCCGAGCACUCCUCAGCCCGCCCAGAGCGAUUCCUGCAGAUGUGCAACGAUGAUCCCGAUGUGUUCCCUAAGCUGGAUGACUUUGAUGUGCGUCAGCUCUAUGAGUGCAACUGGAUCGUCGUGAACUGCUCCACUCCAGCCAACUUCUUCCACGUCCUGCGGCGCCAGAUCCUCCUGCCCUUCCGCAAACCGCUGAUAAUCUUCACUCCAAAGUCGCUGCUGCGCCACCCCGAAGCCCGCUCCAGCUUUGAUGACAUGCUGCCAGGCACCCACUUCCUCCGUGUCAUCCCCGACAGUGGCCCUGCAGCCCAGAACCCUGAGCAGGUGAAGCGGGUGCUGUUCUGCACCGGCAAGGUGUACUAUGACCUGACCCGCGAGCGCAAGGCCCGGCAGAUGGAGGCCGAUGUGGCCAUCACCAGGGUGGAGCAGCUCUCCCCGUUCCCCUUUGACCUCCUCCAGCGGGAAGCCCAGAAAUACCCAGCUGCCGAGCUGGUGUGGUGCCAGGAGGAGCACAAGAACCAGGGUUACUAUGACUAUGUCAAACCCCGCCUUCGCACCACCAUCAACCGUGCAAAGCCUGUCUGGUAUGCAGGGCGGGAGCCAGCAGCGGCCCCUGCCACUGGCAAUAAGAAAACCCACCUGACAGAGCUGCAGCGGCUCCUCGACACCGCCUUCAACCUCGAUGCCUUCAAGGACCUGGCCUGAGCGCCGGCGCGGCGCAGCAUGCUCCUCCGUCUGUCUGUCCGUCCGUCUCUCUGUCCUUUGGCGCCUCCCCCCCUCAACUACAGAUCUUGUCAACCCCACACUGGUGCCUCGAGUCCUU